GUCUCAUUCAAUUGGACAAUCUCACUGGGAAACCGCCAAUGCCGCCAACCGAAAAAUGCCGCGGAAAUAGCGCGCCAAAAUCAACUGUUGUAGGAAUGAGACAAUUAUUAAAGCAAUUUGUAGAUUCAAUAUGCAUUUUAAAUUUGGAUAUUAUAUCAUUUUUUCGCCCGUAUAACCAUACGGAAUUUUACGUAAAAUAAAGAUAACAUGAGCAUGUACGACGACGAGAAUACAACAGCAUCGACUAAUUUCGUGCCAAGGCAAAUAAACAGUGGAAUAUGGAUUGAAGCAAACGAGAGUCCAACAGAAGAACAACCUCCCUGUUUGCCCAAAAGAAUAUUUCAAAAGCAUUCAUCACUAAUUGAGCUUUCUGCCAUUGCUGUAACAGAAAAAGAAACUUUAGACAAACAGGAAAGCUCCCAGUGUAGUGGUACCUCAGCAUGUAGUUCAGCAAUUGACAUUGAAAACAAAAUCCAAGGACAAGACUAUGGUUGCUUGAAUCAAAAUGUGGGUGCAGAACUAGAAGUCCACUCUACCCCAAAUAAAAUUUCCUCAAUUGAGUCAACACCAUGUAACAACCCUUUGACUCCUACUGCAAAUCUUAAGAUGUUAAUGAGUGUUGUUAGUCCAGCAAUUCGUGACAGAGAUGAGAAAAAGCGAGAUUUGUUUGUUGGCAAUGAUGACAAUGUGUCCAAUGAGAUUAUCAUAGAGAAACCAAAUGCCUACAGUAGGAAGGAUAAGUCACUUGGCCUUUUGUGUCAGAGAUUCUUAGCAAUGUUUCCAGAAAAUACCAAUGGGAAUGCAAUUGAAAUAUCUUUGGAUGAAGUCUCUAAAGAUCUAAAAGUGGAAAGAAGAAGAGUUUAUGACAUAGUAAAUGUUCUUGAGAGUGUGGAAGUUUUAAGUCGUUUGGCAAAGAAUAGAUAUUUAUGGCAUGGCAAGUCUAAGAUUAUACAAACACUUGGAAAACUGAAGGCUCUUUCAAGAAACAGUAUAAUUAAAACAAAUGAAACACUGGAAAAGGAAAAUUUACCAAAAACCCCAAGUUCUGGUAAACAAAAGAUGAAGAGACAUUUCAGUUGCGGUGAUCUACCUAAACCCAACAAACAGUCGAAAGAAAGAAUUUUGACAAAAGAUGAAGAACGAUUUAUGAUAAAAGCUGCGAUUGAUUCAACGGACAGUUGUCGAAAGGACAAAUCAUUGGGCGUUUUAAGCCAGAAAUUUCUUUUAAUGUUUUUACUUUCUAAGGGCGGCGUUGUCACACUUGAAGAUGCUGCUACUGUUUUGUUAGAAGAACAUGACGAACGAAAUGUUAAAUACAAAACCAAAGUUCGCCGCUUGUAUGAUAUCGCCAACAUAUUAUCAAGUCUGGAGCUUAUUGAGAAGGUGCAUAUACGAGGAGCAGUUGGGAAAAAACCUGGAUUCAAAUGGAUUGGCGUUGAUAUAGAAAGUCUGCCUAAUAAUGCAAUGCCCGAUGGUAAUGUUGUAACCUUUAAGACCAAGCACUCGCUGCUACCAGAUCCAACCAGUAACCCCACAAACAAAAUACAACCGCACAUCCUACCAGCACCUAGUUCGUCCCACAGCGCAACCGCCAACCCGAAUAAAAGUUGGACAAAGUCUGCCUCCUGUAGCGCAUCGUUUGUCAGAAGGUCCAGUUCAAAUGGUGGAGGAAUUAAGAGAGAGAGGUCAAAUAGCAGUACCUGAAAACAAGAUGGCUUUCACGUUCAUGAGUUUGCAUCCUCCCCUGUGAAUCUAUUUGGUCGGGAUAUGAGUCUGUACAGUCCAACUGAAGUUACAUUUCGUGAAGAAAUACAAAAACUACGAGAGAAAUUCCCAGAUCGUAUGUCUCAACUGUUGGCAAUAUUGCCGCCAUACCUGCCCUCGUCUUUUCCAGGCAAUGGGAACAAGACAAGCAGAAGAAAUUUGUUCACUAAGAAUAAACUAAACUCAAGCAGCUCUGAAACAAACGCAAAACGAGUGCGUACAAAUUCUGAGGGAGAUUGCCAUACAGUGGAUGUGGAUAGUGCGAGUUGUUCGGAAGCCAAUACGGAAAAAGAUGAAGUAAACGAAGAAAAUAAAAAUCAGGCUGGAAACGAAAGCAAAUUCAUGCAUUCUACUGACUCUCCAUUCAAAGUGAUGUCCUCGUGUGCCUACAACCAGUCCGAAACUCAAACCUCAAAUGCUCUACCUGCGAAUACUAAUGCUAUAGUGACCGGUAAUGCGGGUUCAAUAAUUGAUGAAAAAUUGCAGCAAGGGAUACAAAUGAAAGAACCACAUAGGAGCAGCUGCAAGUGGCAACAAAUGGCGAGACGCUUCACAACUGGCAAUGGACGUACUAGCCCAAUGGUGCAGUUGGUCGACCAAGCUGUAUCUCCUAUUCCUCCCAGCAAACUAAAUCCACGGUCCUCAAUUGCUAUUCAGGCCAGCCUUAUAAAAGAUAUCAGCCCACUUAAACCUCUUGUUUUUUUACACCAUCGUAUUCCAUCUCCAUGGAAGCCACCUGCACUAUCACCAAGCAACACUCCUCCUGCUCCUCCUUCCACUCCAGAGCUACCAAACAAAGCAGGCAUGGGUCCAUUUCAAAGCCAAGGUAAUCAAAUAUUCAUGAGAAGUAUCUCACCUUAUCCCGUUUCCCAGAGCUGUGGGCCAUCACCAGUUGCACCUUUCACAGGCGCAAAGCUUUUUUUCCCAAUGUCCCCUAAUGGUAUGGCAUUUCCCAAAGGAAACCUACUGUAUGGCAUAACCCAGGUAGCUCCGCCCAACAUGACACAACCUCUUUCAAGUCACCAAAGCAAUUCAUGCCCACCCUCCAUCAAUCCCUCCCCCACCCCCGUCGACUCAAGUCUAACCUAUACCCCUGAACUUGUUGUGCCACACUCACAAGUAGCUAGCUCCUCUACAAGUGUCACAACAGGCGUAUUACCAAUGGUUACUCCAAAAUCCUCUACCCAGUCAGCAAGCGCACCCACGGUUACCGAAUCCUUCACCCCAUGCCAAUUACAGAAACCUAGAAAGCAACCAUGUAUGUUAUUUGGGGCAGGACGAUCCGGAGAGACACCCUUAAGUUCUAUCAACAUGGAAACUGCAGAAAAUGUGUCAAGGCAACUCUGUUUAAGCAAUGGCGACGUUUGAACUAUGAAGAUCUUGCGAAAAUUUUUGACUUUGGUCUUUGGCUUUUGGCCAAUGGUUGUGUUUCAAAGUGUUUUUCUCGCAAGGUGGUAUAUAUUGCCUUUUGCGACAAUAGUUCUACCUGCAGAUCGGAAUAUUUCAUUGCAUUAUUGUUUAACAGUAUGUAGAAUUAUUCUGCAACAAUUUUUUAAAAUAGCCAAUUAAGGAAUUCUGAUAAUUUUUUUAAUCAAAUGUGACGUCUAUUGUUUGAAGCCUUCCCACAUACGAAGCCUAAACUUUU
Messenger RNA from Dendronephthya gigantea, 3409 nucleotides. Its product is annotated as transcription factor E2F8-like. The record is from RefSeq and is a predicted model, not a curated record. Lineage: Eukaryota; Metazoa; Cnidaria; Anthozoa; Malacalcyonacea; Nephtheidae. Gene Ontology annotation, biological process: regulation of transcription by RNA polymerase II. Gene Ontology annotation, molecular function: DNA-binding transcription factor activity, RNA polymerase II-specific; RNA polymerase II cis-regulatory region sequence-specific DNA binding. Gene Ontology annotation, cellular component: RNA polymerase II transcription regulator complex.